AUGGGCGACAUCAGUACAAACAACCGCCAAAAUGGCAAGAAGCAGAUCCUGCUCAAUGCCUUUGACAUGUCCACCGUGGGCCAUCUGUCCCCAGGACAAUGGAAAAACCCAGCCGACAAGUCAGCCACAAAGCGCAAGCUAGACUACUGGAUCAAUCUAGCCAAGCUCCUCGAGCGCGGAGGCAUCAACGCCCUGUUCCUGGCCGAUACAUACGGCGGAUACGACACGUACGAAGGCAAACUAGACGAGUGCAUCCGACGUGCAGCGCAGUGGCCCGUCACUGAUCCGACAAUCCCCAUCUCCGCCAUGGCAGCCGUGACCAAGAACCUCGCGUUCGGAAUCACAGCCUCGACCUCCUUCGAGCCACCAUUCCUCCUCGCGAAGCGCUUCUCGACGCUAGACCAUCUCACCAACGGCCGCAUCGGAUGGAACAUCGUGACCUCGUGGAAGAAAGCAGCCUUCAAGGCCAUUGGCCUUGACACGCCCAUCGAGCACGACGAGCGAUACCGCCAAGCAGAUGAGUACCUGCGCGUGCUAUACAAACUCUGGGAAUCCUCCUGGGCGCCCGACGCCCUCAACCCGGACCCCGAGAACGACAGCUACGUGGACCCGGACAAGGUGCGCCAGAUCAACCACAAGGGGAAAUACUUCACCCUGAACACGCGCCACAUCGUGGACCCGUCCCCGCAACGGACGCCAUUCCUCUUCCAAGCUGGCACUUCAGCAGCGGGGUCUUCCUUCGCGGCCACACACGCCGAAGCGAUCUUCGUCUCAAGCCACUCGCCCACCGUCCUGCGGCCCAAGAUCGCCAACAUCCGACGUCUGGCUGCCGAGCAAGGGCGGGAUCCAUCGUCGAUCAAGUUCUUCGCGACGUUCACGCCGAUUAUCGGACGGACGGACGAGGAAGCGCGCGCUAAGUAUGAAGAAGUGAAGAAGUACGCGUCUGUCAUUGGGGGACUGGUGCUGUUUAGCGGGUGGACGGGGAUUGAUAUUAGUCGGAUCCCCAUCGAUCAGGAUAUCACGGCGGCGGAUUCGCUAGAGGCGCAUAAGGUCACGAGUCAGUUGGAUGCGUUCACCACCACGAGCGAGGACGUGCCGCGGUGGACGCCGCGGGUCGUGGCGGAAAAGGCGGCCAUUGGGGGAUUGGGGCCUGUUGCGGUGGGGAGUCCGGAGAGGGUGGCGGAUGAGAUGGAACGGUGGGUGAGGGAGGCGGAUCUGGAUGGGUUUAAUUUGGGGUAUGUGACUACCCCGGGGACGUUUGAGGAUGUGGUGGAGUUGUUGGUGCCGGAGUUGAGGAGGAGAGGGCUGUAUCCUGAUGCUGUUGAGGAGGAUGAGGAGGGAGAAGGGUUGACGGCGAGAGAGAAGGUGUAUGGACGGGGACAGAGGGAGUUGAGAGCAGAUCAUCCGGGGAGUAAGUACAAGUAUGAUGUUUAUGUUGAGGAGGAGGAAGAAGCAGCAGCAGCCUAGUAGUCUAUUCACAUAGCCACAUACAGUGAUUACUGGAUAGACCCUGUGACGACAAAUAAACUACCACAACCCAAAGCCACCACAGCGCCGCAGCCGUGAAUCCCAGUCUUACUUACCUCUUACAAACUAACUUACUUCCCCAGUCUACUCUCAAAACUAAACAUUCCCCUUCCCUGACC
Molecule: messenger RNA, 1646 nt
Organism: Aspergillus neoniger CBS 115656
Lineage: Eukaryota; Fungi; Ascomycota; Eurotiomycetes; Eurotiales; Aspergillaceae
Product: xenobiotic compound monooxygenase, DszA family
Exons: 4
Coding region: 1-1467 (488 amino acids)
Molecular function (GO): oxidoreductase activity, acting on paired donors, with incorporation or reduction of molecular oxygen; monooxygenase activity
Source: RefSeq, a predicted model, not a curated record